AAUAAAAUAUUUGUGCCAAAAAAAAAAAAUCUAAAAAUCGAUUUACGACUCUGCUAAAAAUCUGCAAAAAAAAGUUCAAUACAACAAAAACAAAUCUGACCAAAAUAUCCCACAAUAGGUGAUCAACUACAUCUGCCAUCAGAACAGGACAGCUGACCCGCUUUAGAUUAGCAAACAACAACAAACACCGUGAAGAACCCCUAAGAAACAUCUCAAUGCAUUCAAUUUCACAAGACGCUGUUUCUUUUUUUUUUUUUCUAGCGUGAUGAGGGAGGGCUUUGGGUAUACGCACGGCAGACUGAGCGUCUCCCCCCGACAAAGCCUUUACUUGAAGGCCACGACGAGGGCAGGGGGGGCGCUAUUCUUUGUCCCAAUUAGCGCUGGAUUAACAGGGUAGCGAUGUCAAGGCGUACAUAGUGGCCUCAUUGACGGCGUCCAUUUGCAUGAAGACCAGGACAAAGAGCAGAAAGGCCUGAUGUGUAAGGACAGCUGUGCUAUGAAAGAAAUAUUUCUCCGCGAUCCACAUCUGUGCCGCCGGCUAUGUGACUGAUUAUUUUUGGGGCCGUUGUGAGUCGGCGUGCCCCCGGGAGGCAGGGGGACCAACAAGGGCCUCUGUUUCUUGAGUGUCCAACCCCUCCCCUCAACCCCUUCCCUUGUCCACUUCUCCUUCCCACUCUUGUUUUGCUCUCCUCUGCGGAACCUUAAGACAGCAACUUGGAGUGAUCAUCUCGCUCAUAAACGUGUCAAUUGAGUCUCCAUCAGCGAGGGGAGGGGGGGUCUUGAUGGUUUCCAUGGAGCAACGGUCCGACGAGCGGGUCCCCGACCGGGCGAGGCAUGCCAUUCUUCCCCACUUAGUCUGACUCGAGGCUAUUGUGGAGCGCAACAAGUGACUCUCUGAGGAGGAAGAAAGGGGAGGGUUCAGGGUUCAAACCCCAGCCUCCCGUCGGGACUCCCUCUCUCUGUUGUCCAAUUUGUACAGCCACAAAAAGAGCCGCCGUCUCGUCCAUGAGAACAUCUUGUGGGAGGGAAGGUUAAGGAGAAGCACGACCCGUUUGUCCCCACCCUGACGUCUUUUUCCUUCAGGCUUUCUCGGAGAAGAUCAGAUACCAAAGAUGGAGUACGCCAGCACGGAGCUGCCGUCCAAUCAGACGUUACCAAACUGCACGGUGGACUCGGCAACGGAGAACGUCCUCUUCGGGAGCUUCUACAUCCUGAUCUUCUUCCUGGCGCUCAACGGCAACAGCCUGGCGCUGUGGAUCUUCUCCCACCAACGCGGCACGUCGUCCCCGGCCAAUAUCUUCCUGACCCACCUGGCUGUGGCCGACCUGUCUUACGUGGUCAUCCUCCCCCUGAGGGCCACCUACCACCUCACGGGGGGUCACUGGCCCUUCGGCGAGGUGCCCUGCCGCUUGGCCGGCUUCCUUUUUUACGUCAACAUGUACGCUAGCUUGUACUUCCUGGCGUGCGUGGCGGGCGACCGCUACCUGGCGGUGGUCCACGCCGUCCGCUCGCUCAAGGUGCGGCGUACCCGCUAUGCCCACGUCGUCAGUUUCAGUUUGUGGGCGUUGGUCACCAUCGCCAUGGCGCCCCUGCUGGUGACCCACCAGACGCUGGAGGUGGACGGCACGACCGUUUGCUUGCAGCUCUACCGAGAGAAAGCGUCCCGCAAGGCGCUGGUUUCCCUUGCCGUGGCUUUCACGCCGCCCUUCCUCGUUACGUUGUCCUGCUACCUGCUCAUCAUCCGCAGCCUGCACCGAGGGUCUCGGUUGGAGCCCAGCCUAAAACUGAGGGCGCUGCGCACUAUCGGUUUGGUCAUGCUCAUUUACGUGGUGUGCUUUCUCCCCUACCACGCCAGCCGCGCCACCUUCAUCCUGGGCUACGGCUACCCGGAUGCGUCGUGCCGGACACGCCGAGGCCUGAGCCUGGCCAACCGGCUCACCUCGCUCCUGACGUGCCUCAACGGCGCCAUGGAUCCACUCAUCUAUUUGUUCGGAGCGGAAAAGUUCCGGGGCACCUUGAUACGACUGCUGUGCAAAGGCAAGGCGGCGGGGGCAUCCGGGGCGACCAGCGCCGAGUUGAAGGGGACCCACGAGAGCUCUGUGAGUGCCAAGUCGGAAUUUUGAACUGGAUCUGCCAAAUGAGUCCCAAACAUUGUUUCUGUGACUUCCAUGCAGCAACCAACCCAAAAGAACUUCUGUUCAAAAAGUUGUUUGCCAGUUAUCGGAGAAAGAGAUAGAAAGGCGGAGCAAGAGAGGGCUGGCGAGGCCACCGAUUUUGCAAAAUUAGCUUGGAUUCCUCGGGGUUAGGCCAGAUAAUUGAGUUUGGGCUAUUUUCCGAUUUUUUUUUUUUCCAGAAAUUAUUUUCCACAUUUCACACUGUUCUCUGGAACGAAAUAUAUUGAAUCAGCUUUGUCUGAAAAUUAAACAAAAAAAAAAGUUUCUGAAAAAACCUUGGUCACCCCGUGGACCCCCCCCAAGGGAAAAAAAAAGAUCCUAGCUCCGCCAGUGGUGUAUAAAUCAACAAAUCCUCAUAAAAUUUGGACUUCAAAUUCAGCUUUUUUUUUCUCCGGUACGGCCCUCACUUUUUUUUUCUCUAAAAUAUAGAAACAAGAGGGAAAAAAAAUACUGUAUUUGUAAAAUACUGGUACACUGUUGUAAGUAUGUUAACCAAAAUGCUACAGCAAAGCUAACACAAUGACAUUUUUAUACUUUUUGCUUCCAAAUCAUUGUAAAUAAUAAAUAUGGAGAAUUGUGAGCUUUUGCCAACAAUAAACAUUAUGACAUAAA
Molecule: messenger RNA, 2786 nt
Organism: Syngnathus typhle (broad-nosed pipefish)
Lineage: Eukaryota; Metazoa; Chordata; Actinopteri; Syngnathiformes; Syngnathidae
Gene: gpr17
Product: G protein-coupled receptor 17
Exons: 2
Coding region: 1113-2123 (336 amino acids)
Biological process (GO): phospholipase C-activating G protein-coupled receptor signaling pathway; positive regulation of Rho protein signal transduction
Cellular component (GO): membrane
Molecular function (GO): G protein-coupled receptor activity
Source: RefSeq, a predicted model, not a curated record